UGGAUCACAAUCCACGAGAGCAGCAAUUAGUAGGCAGAAAAAUACGCCCUGCCCUCUUUCUCUCUGCUAUGCCCAUCACUUUCCCUCUCUAAAAACAGAACUAGAAGAAGAUGACCGAUGCUGCGACAACGGAGGACGCCGCUCGCCGGCGGAACGUGACGGCGGAGUACAGGAAGAAGCUGCUCCAGUACAAGGAGAUCGAGUCCAGAGUUCGUACAGUUAGAGAGAACUUGAGAGGGGCAAAGAAGGAGUUUGCAAAAACUGAAGAUGAUUUGAAAUCCCUCCAAAGUGUUGGGCAGAUUAUAGGAGAGGUUCUUCGGCCGCUUGACAAUGAACGCUUAAUAGUAAAAGCUAGCAGUGGGCCAAGAUAUGUUGUUGGAUGCCGCAGUAAGGUGGAUAAAGAGAAGCUUACAGCUGGAACCCGUGUGGUUCUGGAUAUGACAACUCUCACCAUCAUGCGAGCUCUUCCACGAGAGGUCGAUCCUGUUGUCUACAAUAUGCUUCAUGAAGAUCCGGGCAAUGUCAGCUACUCUGCAGUUGGUGGAUUAUCUGAUCAGAUUCGCGAACUUAGAGAAUCCAUUGAACUGCCUCUCAUGAAUCCCGAGCUCUUCCUUAGAGUGGGAAUCAAACCCCCAAAGGGUGUACUCCUCUAUGGCCCUCCUGGAACAGGGAAAACAUUAUUGGCAAGAGCAAUUGCCAGUAAUAUAGAUGCAAACUUUCUGAAGGUUGUGUCUAGUGCUAUUAUUGAUAAAUACAUAGGUGAAAGUGCACGGUUAAUAAGGGAAAUGUUUGGCUAUGCCCGUGAUCACCAACCAUGCAUCAUAUUUAUGGAUGAAAUCGAUGCCAUUGGUGGACGUCGUUUUAGUGAGGGAACCAGUGCAGACCGAGAAAUUCAGAGAACAUUAAUGGAACUGCUCAAUCAAUUGGAUGGAUUUGAUCAGUUAGGCAAGGUAAAAAUGAUUAUGGCAACAAAUCGUCCUGAUGUUCUGGACCCAGCCCUUCUUAGGCCAGGCCGGUUAGACAGGAAAAUUGAGAUUCCAUUACCAAAUGAGCAAUCAAGAAUGGAGAUUCUCAAAAUUCAUGCUGCUGGUAUAGCCAAGCAUGGCGAGAUAGAUUAUGAAGCAGUAGUGAAGCUUGCUGAGGGCUUUAAUGGAGCUGAUCUUCGUAACGUCUGCACAGAAGCUGGCAUGUCAGCAAUUCGGGCAGAAAGGGACUAUGUGAUACACGAGGAUUUCAUGAAGGCUGUUCGAAAACUGAAUGAAGCGAAGAAGCUCGAGUCCACUGCUCACUACAGCGCUGAUUUCGGAAAGGAGUAGAAGAACCAUUAUGAUGGAGUAUUCAGUUCAUUCUCUUGGGGUUUACACUUGGCGAAAGCUGACUGGACUUGGAAUUUCUCGCGCGUCCAGUAAACCGGCAUGCGAUCUUGUUUACUUGUAAAACAAUAUUUAAUUAGCCAAGGAUAAGUUUAUUUGAGAAAUGAGUAAUAUGAGUUUAUCUUUGAGGAUCUGUUAUGUUAAGACUAUACCACUAACUGUUUAAAUGAAAGGGCUUGGAAAAUACUUCUCGAGUCAGAUGUUGCCUUUGUCCAUCAGAGAGAUGUUGCCUGUAUUCUGUUCCUUUCUUUAUUUACAUUGUAGCUUUAAGCCCCC
Asparagus officinalis (garden asparagus) is the source of this 1649-nucleotide messenger RNA. RefSeq names its product 26S protease regulatory subunit 10B homolog A-like. The coding region runs from base 111 to 1316 and encodes 401 amino acids. The record is from RefSeq and is a predicted model, not a curated record. Gene Ontology annotation, cellular component: proteasome regulatory particle, base subcomplex; cytosolic proteasome complex. Gene Ontology annotation, molecular function: ATP binding; ATP hydrolysis activity; proteasome-activating activity. Gene Ontology annotation, biological process: positive regulation of RNA polymerase II transcription preinitiation complex assembly. The transcript is spliced from 10 exons. NCBI's taxonomy places the organism in Eukaryota, Viridiplantae, Streptophyta, Magnoliopsida, Asparagales, Asparagaceae.